AUGGCAGAUGGCAAAACAAAAACUGAAACCUUACACAAGCCUCGUGACCUGAAAGCCCCCGCACACCGGUACCCAGACUCCCAGUCGUGUACGUUUUUUUGCAUCAGGCUUGAUCUGCCAUCUACCAGGUUGAUAAUAAUAUACUAUCCAGAUGCAAUAAGCUGGAAGUUGUUUAGCUUAACAUUUGCUAGAUAUGGAAGGUUUGAUCAUGAACAUUGGUGUACUCAUAAGUCAGCACUCUGUACCUGGAACAUUGAUAGGAGAUUAAUUGAUCCAAACAAACCUGAUGCUAGUAUUGACCUCUCUAGCUGUUUGAUGUGCAUUGCAUUCCAUCCAAAACUACCCUCAGUCAUUGCUGGAGGAACCUUUAAUGGAGAGAUACAAGUGUGGGACACUGGGAGAGAGGAUGAAACUGUCAUUGCUACAUCUGGAAUGGGUUCAGACUCGCAUCGGGAACCAGUUACCAAGGUCUUGUGGAGUCUGGAUCCCAGCUCCAAAGCCAGCAAGUAUCAGAUUCUUAGCAUCAGUGGAGAUGGCAAAGUCCUGGUAUGGCAAAUGUCCCCUGGGUCACAUGACCUAAAAUUGGUCAGCGGCUUUCUUUUACAAACAGACAGUGUUCCUCGGAGCAUGCGUUUGAGUAAAGCUCGAGGUGAUGCUGAAAUGGGAGUGACCAGUAUGUCAUUUUCCCAUGAAGACCGCAACCUCUUUGUCCUGGGAUCGGAGGCUGGAGGAGUGUUCAAAUGCUCCAUGACAUCAAGAGGACCCCCACUGACAAAUACCUAUUCUUCCGUACCAUUGCGUUCUCCAGUAACAUUCGCUUUCUCCCCUCACUUUGGUCCUGUGUUCUCUGUGGACUGUUCUCCUUAUCAUAGAAAUCUCUUCCUCACAUGUGGUACAGAUGCAUCCGUCAGACUUUACUCAAUGUUACAGUCCAAGCCCCUAUUCUCGGUGGAGCCGGGAGCGGGGUACUUAUUUAGGGUCCGUUGGUCUCCAUCACGUCCCUUGGUGUUUUCCGUCGUGACUGCCGAUGGUCGCUUGCUUAUUUAUGAUUUGAAGGCCAAUCGCGUCAACCCAGUUGUCACGCUAGAAGUCACAGCGAACAAAUCGCCUGUAUAUUCACUUGAGUACAACCUUCAAAGACGUCAGACAGUAGCCACUGGUGAUUCACAAGGACGAAUCAAAAUAUGGCGGCUAAGCGACGACUUGACAACCCAGUCAGCCCGAGAAGAGGAAUUCUUAGCUGUCAUAGCGAAUGACGCGCAGACAGAAUGACAAGCAACAUACGCUAUUCCUGCAUGCUUUGACCUAUGGGUUGUCAAACGACAAGCGAAACUCGCGCAAGAGACCACGCGUGGGGGUUUAUCCGCGUCGCUCGCGUCGCGCCUCGAAUAUCCGCGCUCGCUCCACUUUUGAGUUUCGCUUUUUUUCUCGACUCUUUAGAAGAGGAAAAAAAACAGUCACAGUUUAACUGAAAGGUUAGAUUAUUCUGGAUCAAAGGACUGAGGCUUCUACUUCAGAAUCAGUUGCCUCUGGUUGAUUUUGGACGUUUACCCCUAGUCUGUGUAAAAAAGUAUGAAUGGAAACUUUGAUGUACCUUAGUUAAACAAAGCGCAAUUUCCAGAUAGGUGGGUGUGUCAAUGGCAGAUUGAUUGAUUGUGUAUGAAAGAAAUCAGUGACUGGUAGUACAUGGUAUUUAUUAAAUGUAUCUCAAGAUAAA
Molecule: messenger RNA, 1717 nt
Organism: Orbicella faveolata
Lineage: Eukaryota; Metazoa; Cnidaria; Anthozoa; Scleractinia; Merulinidae
Product: cytoplasmic dynein 2 intermediate chain 2-like
Biological process (GO): intraciliary transport
Cellular component (GO): ciliary plasm; cytoplasmic dynein complex
Molecular function (GO): dynein heavy chain binding; dynein light chain binding
Source: RefSeq, a predicted model, not a curated record